CAAGGAUUUCUUCGAUGACUUUCCAAGUUAAUAAAAGCAUAGGAUGUGGCUUUGCUGUCCCUUGUAUGAGAAGACCCAUAUUAGGUGAGAGCUUGAGAGAAACUCCCUCGCUCCUCAUUUCUUUUCUUCAUAUCAGAAGCUUAAAUUUCCCAGAUUUCUUGUGGAUGAAGCAUACAGGUGAGAAAGGAAAGAAGGAGAAGGUCAUGGAAGGAGAUGCAAAGGAGGAAACUUUACCACCAGGGUUUCGGUUUCACCCUACAGACGAAGAACUCAUCACUUACUAUCUUGUAAGCAAGAUCUCGGAUACCAAUUUCACCGGGAGAGCAAUUGCUGAUGUUGAUCUCAACAAGUGCGAGCCAUGGGAUCUUCCAGGUAAGGCAAAGAUGGGAGAAAAAGAAUGGUACUUCUUCAGCCUUCGAGAUCGGAAAUACCCGACUGGCGUGAGAACAAAUCGAGCUACAAAUACUGGUUACUGGAAGACCACAGGAAAAGACAAGGAUAUCUUCAACAGUGUCACGUCAGAAUUAGUAGGGAUGAAGAAGACAUUGGUUUUCUAUAGAGGGAGAGCCCCUAGAGGAGAGAAAACCAACUGGGUCAUGCAUGAAUAUCGUAUCCACUCCAAAUCUGGCUUCAGAACUAGCAAGCAGGACGAAUGGGUGGUUUGCCGUGUCUUCCAGAAAAGCGCAGGAGCUAAAAAGUACCCAUCAAACCAAUCAAGAGCAGUGAAUCCCUACAACCUUGAAAUGGGACCCAGCGUUAUACCCUCACAAAUGAUGCAGGCAGCAGAGAACUAUCAGUUCAAUGUUGGAAGAAAUUACAUGAAUCAGGCAGAGGUGGCAGAACUCACUAGGGCUUUCAGAGCUGGUGGAUCAACUAGUGUAAAUCUACCAGUUCAAUCUCAAAUGAACUACCCACCUGGAGGUGGAUGCUUCACAAUUUCAGGGUUUAACAUCAAUCAUGGAGGGGCUCCAACACAGCCCAUUUAUAGGCCAAUGCAGCCUCCUCUUCCAGUCAUUAACCAGCAAGAUGUUACUUCUUCCAUGAUGACUAGUACUACUUUCGCUGCAGAGGGUAGCUACGGUGCAGAAAUCAACAACGCAAAUGGGCCAGGGAGCAGAUUUAUGGGCGUGGAACAUUGCAUGGAUUUAGACAACUACUGGCCUUCUUACUGAAGGAGAGAGAAUUAGGCAAUUAUAUAUCGAACUAAUAGGCAAGUUUGUUAAUGUAGAAUAUAUAGAUUAAUUAUAUGUUUAAUUCUAACUGCUUUCAAUUAAUUAUCUGUUAGGGCUGGCAAUGGGUAAAAUACCCAGCAGUUUAUGUUAGGGAUUGAGAUCCCUGAAUUCUAGCUCGUUUUAAGUUAAUCCAGCUUCAACUUUCUUUUCA
Messenger RNA from Hevea brasiliensis (rubber tree), 1383 nucleotides. RefSeq names its product NAC domain-containing protein 92. The transcript is spliced from 4 exons. Gene Ontology annotation, molecular function: DNA binding. Gene Ontology annotation, biological process: regulation of DNA-templated transcription. NCBI's taxonomy places the organism in Eukaryota, Viridiplantae, Streptophyta, Magnoliopsida, Malpighiales, Euphorbiaceae. The coding region runs from base 15 to 1172 and encodes 385 amino acids. The record is from RefSeq and is a predicted model, not a curated record.